AUGUUCUCCCCUAGUGGGCAAUAAAAAAUCAUAGCCUCUACUGAUUUCGCAGUAGCUAUUGUCACAUAAUCUCUAUUGAUUUCGCAGUAAGCUUUUGUCAUACUAACACUAUCGACUCUGCAAUAGUUGUCGUAGUAUCGACUACUAAAUAGUUAUAUUGUCAUUGUCAACUCAAGAGUAGCAUUCUACAUAGUACAGCCUCAAGCAGUCUUUUGGAAAAUGAAAUUAUAACAACACAGUGGAAUUUAUCGGAUUCGUAGGUACAAGUGCUAUACUCAUAACAUUAAGACAUCAAGCAUGGGGAACUGUCUCGGGCUCUUGAGAAGGACACCUCUGACUAAACCUCACUUGAUUAGUUCAGUAGUACCAAAGAUGGCUAAACCCCCAUCAGUUGAUGUUUAUCUUCAGGCAGAGUUUCAGUCUAUGGACACUAACAAGCAUGGUUUCUUAACUCCCAUUGAGUUUUCAAACCUUAUGGUGUAUCUUGGUUGUAAUAACAGACAGCUAGAGAAACUUAUGGAAGAUGUUGAUCCUGAUAAGGAUGCAAAAAUUCAAGAAAGGGAUUUCAUCAUUUACAUGCACAAAUAUCCUGAACUGAUUGAGAACACCAACAUCAUUCGUGGAUUAUUCCAGAAGUUUGAUAAAGACAACAGUGGUUCAGCACUGAAAACAGAUGUUGUAGCUGAUCUGAAAGAAAUGGGCAUUUACAAUGAUAAAAUUGACUCUAAAAUUGAAGCUAUGGACCAGAACAAAGAUGGCAACAUUUCUUACAGAGAUUUCCUUAGGAUCUACUUCUCUGGAAAAUAAACUCACUUUUCUUAUUUUUUCCCAACACAUUUACCCAUAAUUUUUUUUGCCAUUUCAUUCUUUUCUAUAUUAACCAGUCUUCAUUAUAUUUGGUAUGUCUGGAGUAUUCUCAACUUAAAAAUUGUACACAAUUUAAUGUUUCUCUUUUCAUAUGAAAUUAAGCCUCUCUGAAUGUACAAGAAAUUAGUCUUCUAAUUGGCAUUGAAUUGGUAGAAUUAGAUCAUUGAAUAAAAUGCCUCAAAGUAUUUAAUCACACCUCCUUAUGUUGUUAGUUUAAAUUCCACUGAAAGCAACUUUGCAUUUCAUCCUUCAAGAAUCAAUAAAAGAAGCACCAAUUAAGUACCGUGUCAAUUUCAAUACUAAUGAAAUGCCUAAGCUUAAUAAAGUAUGUAAGAUAAACAAACUCUACUUGACUUGUUUUAAAUAGCAGGAAAAUCUCUCUCAAAUGACAUGCCUUUGGCCCUAAGUCUAUUGGGGCUAACUCCUAACUGAUUAUAGAUUUUUCCUUUUAUCAGCACCCCUGACCCUUUUUGGAAAACCUCUGAGUCUAAUAGGAGGACGUCUAAAUGCUUGCAACAGUGUGUCUUUCUCUGGAGGCACCCAAGUUCUAAUUGAGUGGUGUUACACCAGACAACAGAUGAGUCUACAAUUUAGAUCUCAAAUUUAUUAAAUUAUACCAUAACUAUCAAGUCAAAGCUCUCUGUUCUUUCUCACCUGCUCCUUUCUCUAUAGAAGUUCCUGACUUUGAUAUAUAAUUAUUAAUAAUAGCAAUGGAAGCCAUUAAAUCAAACUUCCUCACAUGUUUUUUAGUAAUCUGAAUCCCUAUACUAUAGUUUCAAUUAAUCCGUAUUUUCAACAGAUUUUACUGCAGCACCAGUUGCAUCUCUGUGUACUGCAUUAUUUUUGGGUAAUGUUUGUGCACUACAUCUUUUUACCAUUAUUGUUGGGGGUUUUGUUGUUUUGUCUGUAUAGGAUAUAUGCAAUGUGAAUUGUAUAGUGAUGAGUUUCUCCUAUGUACUGUGAUUGGUUUACAUUUUACUGCUAGGUGAUAAUUGGACAGUGUAUGUGCUGUGUAGUUUGUUAUAUUAAUGAACUGUAUGGGUGUAGUGUGAGUUGUUUGGUGCAACAGGGUUAGGUAUCAAAUAUGUAAGAGCAGGGGUUGCGGUUUAAUGUUGAUUGUGUAGAAAAUGUUAUUGAUUAAUAAUAAUCUGUAGAGUAUGUUGUAUGUGUUAUUUUAUUUGAUGGUUAUUUUACAGAGUAUGUAUUGUAUGCAGAGUGCAUAGUUUGAUCUAUGCUAUUGAAUUGAAAGUGUCUUGUGUAAGAUGUGGAAUGUGUGCAAUGUUGUGAUCCUUGAUAUAGUUUGUUUUGUUAUAUUUUUUAUCAUAUCUAGUCUGCUAUUUUUACUUUCAUGCCCCAUAAACUGUGCAUUUCAAUUUUGAGAUCCCUGUACUUUGACAUUUUCUCUAACAAUGCCUACUGGGCACUGGUCAGAAGGGAUUGAAAUGUUUAUCAAAGUGGAAACUAAUUCUAUACUCAUAGACAUUUCAUUCCAAUCCUUGAUUGAUAUCUGGACAGUUUUUCCUUGAUCUCCUUGUCAGUCUAGACAACUGUCCCAGAUAAUUGAGCCAAUUCUUUUUAAUACAUGUUUAUACCACUCUAUUUUCACAUCAAAGUGUCAGUAUAUUACCUAGUGGAUAUAACUGCCAGCUUAAUCAUGUCUGUGUAUAUCCUCAGACUUGACAACUGGAUGUGAUCUGGUCAACUGUCUCAUUGUACAUGUUGUGUAAUUUUGUCCUUGGUAGUACUGUUUUCAUAAUUUUAUUUUUGUAGUUGUUAGUGACUGGUGCUAUUUUUGACUUUUGCUCUGAAUGACAUCUUCUCUGAGUCUUACUGUCCAUGUGAUAUUUCUUUCCUUCUUUAUCUCUAUUAUAUUUUGGAAAGUCAUUUUAAUUAUGUCUUUGUUUUUUUUUAUCAACUUUGGAAUGUUGUCAUUCAGUCAAACAGUAGUUUCCUGUUUUUUCAGCAAAGCUCUUCAAUUAACAUUGCUUCAAGCUUAUUAUAUUGACGAUGUAGUUUAUAACUAGGAUGGCUAGUGCAUUGUGUUCAAUUUGUAAUAUUAGUCUGAUUCUUUUAUAGCACUCUUAUAGUUUUCUUUUUUGUUUUUGUAAGGGUGAUCCUGAUAUAAUUUUUUUAAGUUUCAGUGUCUUUAACUUAAUCUUCACAAUUUUUGCUUAUUUGCCUUUAUAAUAGCUUUGCUACAUUUAUUUAAUACCAAACUCAUUUCUAUGUCUUUAUCAUUAUUAUGCUGGGUGGUGGAUUGGUAGAAUUAUUAGUGUUAGAAAAGUUCUUUGCAAACUUUGUUUUGGCUCUUAACUGUCUGUUUUGAAUCCUACCAAGGUCAACUUUUCCUUUAAUCCCUCUGGAGUGAAUAAAAUAAAGUACUGGGGUCAAUUUAAUCAGCUGAUCCCCCUCUCCUCAGAAGUACUGAUCUCGAGCCAAAAUUUGAAACAAUUGUUAUUGCCAAACCCAUGUAUUUUAAAUAUUAAUGAAGUGAAAAGAAUGGCACUGAACUAAAUAUAUUGCAAUUAUUUGGUUAUAUCCCAAAUUCUUCUGAGUUCAAAUUCAGAAGAUUGACUGUAUUUGCUUGCCCCAAAUGUGUGACUGUGUCUCUAUUAGAAGCCUUCAUUUAAAUUUGGGAGUUGUUUUUUAUAUACCAUUUUUGUUUUAUGAAAUAAAAUGUUGGAAGUUUAA
Molecule: messenger RNA, 3558 nt
Organism: Octopus bimaculoides (California two-spot octopus)
Lineage: Eukaryota; Metazoa; Mollusca; Cephalopoda; Octopoda; Octopodidae
Product: 16 kDa calcium-binding protein
Molecular function (GO): calcium ion binding
Source: RefSeq, a predicted model, not a curated record